Messenger RNA from Cotesia congregata, 3708 nucleotides. The record is from the annotation of a GenBank genome assembly. NCBI's taxonomy places the organism in Eukaryota, Metazoa, Arthropoda, Insecta, Hymenoptera, Braconidae.
AUGGCUAGUGUUUCGUAUCAAAUAGCCAACUUGCUGGAGAAGAUGACCUCCAGCGACAAAGAUUUUAGAUUUAUGGCGACAAAUGAUUUGAUGACUGAGUUGCAGAAAGAUAAUAUUAAAUUAGAUGAUGAUUCCGAGCGAAAAGUUGUUAAGAUGCUACUGCGAUUACUUGAAGACAAAAAUGGUGAAGUACAAAAUUUGGCAGUCAAAUGCUUGGGACCUUUGGUAAAUAAAGUCAAAGAAUAUCAAGUAGAAACAAUAGUGGACGCUCUGUGUAGCAACAUGAUAUCAGACAAAGAGCAACUACGAGACAUUUCAAGUAUUGGUUUAAAAACAGUAAUAUCAGAACUGCCUGUCGGUUCAAACGAUCUCGCAGAAAACGUUUGCAAGCGCAUAACUGGAAAGUUAAGCAGCGCUAUCGAGAAGCAAGAAGACGUUUCAGUCCAAUUAGAAGCUUUAGACAUCGUCGCUGAUUUGUUAUCAAGAUUCGGAUCACUUUUAGUGAGUUUCCACCCGACAAUCCUGAACGCUCUGUUACCGCAGUUGUCUUCUCCGCGUCAGGCGGUAAGAAAACGAACAAUCGUCGCUCUGAGCCACUUGUUAACUUCCAGCAACAGUUUUCUCUACAAAAAAUUGCUAGACCACUUGCUUGAAGGUUUGACCUCUCAAAAAGUAAAGAACGUAAUUCGCACUUACAUCCAGUGCAUCGCAUCUAUUUGCCGUCAAGCCGGGCACAGAUUCGGCGAGCAAAUAGAACGAGUAAUGCCACUGAUAGUCCAGUACAGCAACGAAGACGACGACGAAUUACGCGAGUACUGCCUCCAAGCCUUUGAGUCAUUUGUCUACCGCUGUCCCAAAGAAAUUACACCUCACAUAAAUAAAAUAAUCGAGAUAUGCUUGAAGUACCUCACUUACGAUCCAAAUUACAACUACGACGACGACGUAAACGACGAGAGCGAUGGCGAGGGCAAUGUAAUGGAGACCGAGGAAGACGGAGACGAAGACGGUGAAGAUGAGUACUCUGACGACGAUGACAUGAGCUGGAAAGUCCGUCGAGCUGCUGCUAAGUGUCUUGAAGCCGUCGUUUCAAGUCGCCGAGAAUUAUUGUCUGAAUUAUACAAACACGUUUCGCCUGCUAUUAUCGCAAGAUUCAAAGAACGCGAAGAGAAUGUAAAGUCUGAUAUUUUCCACGCAUACAUCGCAUUGCUUCGACAAACCAAGCCAACAUCAAGCGUUGCCAUGGAUCCUGAUUCCAUGGAAGAUGAAGAAUAUCCAAUUUCUCUUCUACAACAGCAAGUUCCAUUAAUUGUAAAAGCAAUUCACCGCCAAAUGAAGGAAAAAAGCAUCAAGACUCGACAAGAUUGCUUCUCGCUGCUCAAAGAACUUGUAGUUGUCCUGCCUGGCGCACUGACAAAUCACAUUCCCGCUUUAAUUCCGGGAAUUCAAUAUUCUCUUAGCGACAAAAAUUCAUCAUCAAACAUGAAAAUAGACGCUCUAGCAUUCGUUCACACUCUGCUGGUAACUCACCAGCCGGAAGCGUUCCACCCGUUCAUGGUAGUCCUAGCGCCUCCGAUAAUCACCGCAGUAAGCGACCCAUUUUACAAAAUAACAGCCGAGGCUCUCCUAGUACUCCAGCAGCUGGUCCAAGUAAUUAGACCCCACAACAAGCCAGUCAACCCUGAAUUCGCAGUUAUAUCCACUGAAAUUUACCGCAGCACCCUCUCAAGACUCAAGACUGCUGACAUUGAUCAGGAAGUAAAGGAGCGUGCUAUUGCCUGCAUGGGUCAGAUAAUCGCUCACUUAAGCGACACACUGAACGAUCAACUGCCUGUUUGUCUCCCAAUAUUCCUCGACCGUCUCCGCAACGAGAUCACACGACUCACCACCGUGAAAGCUCUCACCUGCAUCGCUGCGUCGCCCCUGCGUGUUGACCUGGAGCCAAUCAUGGAAGAAGCGAUACCAAUCCUCGGAUCUUUUCUGCGGAAAAAUCAACGAGCUUUGAAAUUGUGCUCACUGACACUUUUGGACACUCUGGUACGCAGUUACUCGUCGAGUUUACACCCAGAAUUACUGGAUAAAGUCACGACUGAGUUAACAGCUCUGUUGAAUGAGUCAGACCUGCAUAUUGCUCAGCUGACGCUUACUCUGCUGACAACGAUCGCUAAGUUGCACCCUGGAGCGCUUACUCGUGUCUCAGACAGCAUUCUUCCGGAGAUUCUGGUCCUUGUUAAAUCUCCAUUGCUUCAGGGCGCAGCGCUGUCGGCGAUGCUUGAAUUUUUCCAAGCACUGGUUCAAGCAGAGAUUCCCGGAAUCGGGUAUCAGGAGCUUCUGGCGAUGCUGAUCGAGCCGGUUAAUAAAUCAGCGCUACACAAACAGGCCUAUCAUUCAUUAGCUAAGUGCGCGGCUGCGCUGACAAUAACUUGGCAAAAAGAAGCUCAUGGUGUUGUCGAGCAAUUUAUUAAAAAUGUACAGCACCCGCAAAAUGACGCUCAGCAUAUUUUUGCCCUGCUGGUUAUUGGAGAGAUUGGCAAGCAUGUUGAUCUAAGCAGCAUUUCUUCACUGAAACACGUUAUUCUCAAUUCAUUUUCUUCAUUAUCGGAAGAAGUCAAGUCUGCUGCCAGUUACACGCUUGGUAAUAUCGCGGUGGGAAAUUUGCCGGAAUAUUUGCCGUUUAUUCUUAAGGAAAUUGAGGCUCAGCCAAAGCGCCAGUACCUGGUGCUUCACUCACUCAAGGAGAUAAUAACUUGCCAAUCUGGAAGCUCUUCCGGAGUUUCACAUUUGCAAAAUUUUGUGCCUUCUAUUUGGCAAUUGUUGUACCGGCACUGCGAGUGUACUGAAGAAGGUACGAGAAAUGUUGUUGCUGAAUGUUUGGGAAAACUUACCUUGAUAGACCCGACGACUCUGCUUCCAAGACUCCAGGAGUCUUUGAAAUCAACUUCUCCGUUGAUGAGAACCACCACGGUCACUGCGGUUAAAUUUACGAUCUCUGAUCAGCCUCAGCAGAUCGACGCGAUGCUCAAACAGUGUAUGGGUAGUUUCCUGGUGGCUCUCGAGGACUCUGAUCUCAAUGUCAGGCGCGUUGCAUUAGUGGCAUUUAAUUCUGCGGCUCACAAUAAGCCAAUGUUGAUCAGGGAUCUUUUGGACUCUGUUCUGCCUAAACUUUACGCUGAAACUAAAACUAAGAAAGAAUUAAUUAGAGAAGUAGAAAUGGGACCGUUCAAGCACACUGUCGAUGACGGGUUAGACUUAAGGAAAGCAGCUUUUGAGUGCAUGUACACAUUAUUAGAUUCUUGUCUUGAAAGACUGGAUAUUUUUGAAUUCCUUCAACACGUGGAAACCGGAUUGAGAGAUCACUAUGACAUUAAGAUGCUGACUUACCUUAUGACGGCACGAUUAGCGCAACUCUGUCCUACUGCUGUAUUACAACGAUUGGAUAGGCUAGUUGAACCAUUGAAAAAUACAUGUACCAUGAAGGUGAAAGCGAAUUCAGUGAAACAAGAGUAUGAAAAACAAGAUGAAUUAAAAAGAUCUGCAUUAAGAGCCGUCGCAGCACUGUGGACAAUUCCGGAUGCAGAUAAAAAUCCGGCGUUGAGUGACUUUAUGAAUGUAAUUAAAUGUACACCAGAACUACGAAUGUCAUUCGACGCAAUUCAGAAAGACUGCUCAGGUAACAAUGUAAACGAAGCCAACACAAUGGAUAUGAGUUAA